Molecule: messenger RNA, 1266 nt
Organism: Dibothriocephalus latus
Lineage: Eukaryota; Metazoa; Platyhelminthes; Cestoda; Diphyllobothriidea; Diphyllobothriidae
Source: the annotation of a GenBank genome assembly
AUGACGGAAACACAAGCGCAAAAACCGUCAACAUCUGAAUGCGCCGUUUUGGAGACUGGGAAGGAGAUUAAUAAAAGCUCUUCACCCGUUUGUCAAGUUACUUCGGAGACCCCCUCCAUAGUCAUCAAUGCGCGUGAGAAUCUGUCCAGCCUUACCAGUGCGGAUGAGCAUUCACGUAUCAGCUACAAAGAUGAACAGCAAUACAUGAAAGAUUUGGCAGACGAUGGUUUCAACUCAGAAGAUGAAGAAGAAGAAGAUAUCAAGGAGGGCUCUACCUCCAUCCUAGAUAGGGCUAGAGGUAUAGAAGAAAUGUCGGCAAAGCCACGUAACAUUGACACUUCGAGCUGGACAGUAACCGAUCCUACUCAUCCGCGCGAGGUUCAGUACGAAGUCCUGAAUGAGGAUGAUGAAGAUGAGGAGGCGGAGAUGCUCCGACGCCGCGUUGCAGAAUUGAACGCGGCCCUGGCCUUGGAACCGCCAAUUGAAAGAGUGCGACCACCUCAAGCCUCCAGGGUGGCCUUUAAGGAGUCACUGGUGGACUUUGAAGUCAGCUUAUCGCCAGAUGAGCAGCAGUCGGAGACUGGGGAAUGUGCUUCACCGCCUUGCUCGCCUGUCCCCGUCUCCGUAUCUACUGCCGAGCCGAUGAAACUUGAGGAGCGGAGCAUGGAGAAGAGCGCCAUGAAGUUCGCGAAAGUGCAAAGUGUUUGCUCAAGUGAAGCGCCCUCUCUGGGUCCGCCGGAAAUUGUCACACGGACCCAACCUGUGAGACCGGAGGGUUCCUCUCGAAAGAGGUCGUCAACGAGGAACGGAAGGGGUGAAACUGUCUCCGAGAAGGGCAACACCAAAGAUGCAGUAACUUCUGCAUCUAUCAGCGUUUCCAUUUUGAAGAAAGGUGGUAGGUGCAUCUACUUUGUCCUAAUGGUCAGUUACGCCAAUACAAACUUCCGUCCGCCUGGUAUUAACGAGGUUUUCCGUCUUCUAGAUGUGGGGCGCACGAAACGCAUUACACAGAGUGGAGACGUUGCACGCCACACAGAAAGGCCUCUACCGGUACCCCCCAAGGUGAAACCAGUAAGUUCUUCGUUGUCGCUGCAAAAGACAAAGCCCGCGCGAUUCAGUCCAAAAACACCCGUCGAGAAGCGCAAACAGCAGGAGGAGGAACUGGAGAAAGCCAGGCUCAUGGCUGAAGAGAGACGAAGACUGAAUGACAAAGUUAUGCAGGUGAGGCUACAGCAUCGUUUUGAAUCCAGACAACUUUAUCAAUGA